CCAGUCGAUGCGGCGCUGUCUCUUCGAGCGCACGUAUUACAGAAAGUAUCUCUCAGAUACCCGAACGCCGACUUUAGUGCGCGCCCGUAUGCCAUCUCGCUCUUACACACACAGCCAGUCAAUACGAAUACCUGUAAACGAGCGCGCCAGUACAUGGGUGUGUGUGCGAGUGUUUGUGUGAAAAGUCAGCUAGGAAAAUUGUGCAUGAAAAAUCGGAAAAUCUUUGUUAAAACAACAUCACAACACAGUCAAUGAAACAAAGAUAGCGUAUUCAAUUUGUGUCAAAUAGCAAAACUCUAACAUUGCAAACAAACUGAUAUAUCAGAUGUAUACUAAUUUAUAUAUAUAUAUUUCGACAUCAAGUUGUAUAUUCAUUUAACAGACGAAAAAUCGAUCCAAACGAUGCGAAACAACCAAAAUUUUUAGUCUUUUCUGGCAAAAGGAGUGCAUAUAUCAUAAGUAUAUAUAAAACUAAACGGCUAAUUUCAUUAGUAAAAGUUGUGCAGACAAACGGGAAGAAAGAGAAACACAUUUAAAGCAACAGACGCUGCAAUACGAUAAAAACAACAACAACAACAACAGCAGCGGCAGCAACAGCAGUAGCAGCAACAAGGCGCUUAGUCAUCCGUGUGAGUUACGCCAGCGCAGUUCCAGCUUUCUGGUAGUACGUAGUGCAAGGCACUGUUUGUACCUGUUCCAUUUGUAAGAUACAAAACGCUGCGCAGGAACUUGUGAUUGUUAAUAAUUGCAGCUCGCCUACGCAAGACGACUACGCCACGCUGCUGAUUUCAAUAAUAGUACCAACAACAACAACAAUUAUCGUAGUAACCUGUUGUAUACAUUUGUUGUUCACCUUUCGUUGCCUAAAAACGGUCAAUUCUAAAAACACAAACAGACACAAGCCGAGCGAGAGAGAGUCAAAAUUCAGUUUACAUACAAAACAUACAUACAAAACCAAACCCCGGGGCACACCUGUUUGCAGCCACUGUACUUGAAUAGUAUUUACAUCGUUUGUUAUUUAGUGGCCAACAGAAUUGAAUUGUUAAAAUGUCGCGUCUAACGGAGGAAAUGGUGAUUGCACGUGCCAAGCAAUCGGAUCUGGGCUUAAUUAAGAAACUAAAUUGCUGGGGCAGUGAUCUCAGCGAUGUUAAUAUAAUCAAACGCAUGCGCGGUGUUGAAGUUUUGGCGCUUAGCGUCAAUAAGAUCAGCACUUUGGCACCCUUUGAAGACUGCACUAAACUACAGGAGCUGUAUUUACGUAAAAACAAUAUUCAAAAUAUCAAUGAAAUUGGUUACCUACAAAACUUACCGGCGCUCAAAUAUCUGUGGCUAGAGGAGAAUCCAUGCUGCGAGCGUGCGGGACCAAACUAUCGGGCGAUGGUGUUACGCGCAUUGCCCAACCUCAAGAAGCUCGACAAUGUGGAGGUCACGCAGGAGGAGUUGGAUGAUGCCUUACGCAACAGCAGCUCUCAAAUGGCCGAGGAGGAUGUCUAUGAGGAUGCCUAUGAGGCCAGGCAGCAGCAGCAGCAACAGCAACGCACAUCUCCCCAGCAAAUACAACAGCAGCAGUCGCAGUCGCAGCCGCCAAGCUAUCCACAGCACUCACCGCAACAGCCAUCACCACAGCAGCAGCAACAGCUAACACAGAGGGGCAGUCCCAGUCCCAUGAAAGAGCCGCCACAAUUAGCAAGUCCGCUUGCUAACAACACCGAUGGAACCAAUAAUGUCAGCGAUUUAUAUAGCAAUCAAUUGCAAAACUCAAUGCCCCCGACACCCACAAAGGAACCCGCGCACCCGCCAUCGCCCAAAUAUAACACCAUUACUAAAGAGCAACGCACUUCCUUUCAUCAAUAUGAUCACUCGCCGGGCUCUGAUCAGGAGAGUCCACAUGUUGGCUACAGAGAGACGCGUCCAACGCCCCUCCCGCCUAGCAUAUCCUCACACUCGAUGAAGGAAUACUAUCAGUCGGAUCGGGCAACUUAUCCGGCGCAUUAUCGUCACAGUCAAACCGAUCUAACCGAAUGGGAGGAGCAUCAGCACCAGGCACCACAGGUGCAUCAUAAUCCAUACGGCAGCCAAAUGCAGCUGCAUUAUCCGCAGCGACGCAGCGCGGGCCCCGAGACCGGAGCCGAGCGUUACGCUUAUCGGAAUGGAAGUGCUCGAGAGAAUGGGGGAGAAUGGGAGGUCGAGGAACGCACCAGAUCUAGGCGCCCCGAGGGUCGCUAUAGUGAUGCGGUUAGCACAGUUUCGGCCACCGUCAUGAAUCAUUUUGCAGGCUGUCAUCGACGGCCCGUCAAUCGAAACUCCAAUUUACUGUCUGCCACAUUGUGCCUGGUCAAGGAACUGGACUACGGCAGCCUGGAGGUAUUGGAACACGCUGUGCGCUGUCGCAUUGACGAACUGGCGGGCGAAUGAUGAAGACGUGUAACUAAUCGCAUGUCGAUUAGCUAAUACACGUAAUGGUCUUCGUAGACCUCAGAGUGAAAAUACCAAUUGGAGGAUAGUUGGUAAACUUAACUCAAAGACCAGACAAAAAGACACUCAGCAAUAUAAUGACUCGAAAUUUUCUACUAACAACUUAACGAAUUACAACAACAAAUAUAUAAACUAAACUUGCCAAUUGUAA
Drosophila montana is the source of this 2626-nucleotide messenger RNA. Its product is annotated as adenylate cyclase, terminal-differentiation specific. The record is from RefSeq and is a predicted model, not a curated record. NCBI's taxonomy places the organism in Eukaryota, Metazoa, Arthropoda, Insecta, Diptera, Drosophilidae. Gene Ontology annotation, molecular function: protein binding. The transcript has 12 exons. The coding region runs from base 1048 to 2415 and encodes 455 amino acids. Gene Ontology annotation, biological process: cytoskeleton organization.